Molecule: messenger RNA, 1307 nt
Organism: Pseudoliparis swirei
Lineage: Eukaryota; Metazoa; Chordata; Actinopteri; Perciformes; Liparidae
Gene: echs1
Product: enoyl CoA hydratase, short chain, 1, mitochondrial
Exons: 8
Coding region: 57-932 (291 amino acids)
Biological process (GO): fatty acid beta-oxidation
Cellular component (GO): mitochondrion
Molecular function (GO): enoyl-CoA hydratase activity
Source: RefSeq, a predicted model, not a curated record
GCGGUAUUGAAGCUGAGCAGCAGGUCCAUCGACUCCAGCCUCCCGUCGUGACUGUCAUGGCUUUCCUCUGCAGAAGUGCGACGUCACUCCUGAAGUCCUCGAGAGCAGCUCCGGCCGUCGUGUCUGCCGCGCGCCACUAUUGCCCAGGUGGUCAAUAUGAGUUCAUUCUGGUGGAAAAGCGAGGCGAGAAGAGUGACGUGGGUUUCAUCCAGUUGAACCGGCCCAAGGCUCUCAACGCGCUGUGUGACGGGCUGAUGAGGGAGCUGGGGCAGGCCCUGGAUGUCUUUGAAGCCGACGGCACUGUCGGAGCCAUCGUCCUCACCGGCAGUGACAAAGCCUUUGCUGCGGGAGCGGACAUUAAAGAGAUGCAGAAUCUAACUUUCCAGAAGUGUUAUGGUGGAAACUUCCUGGCUCACUGGAAUAGAGUGUCCACAGUGAAGAAGCCUGUGAUUGCAGCUGUCAAUGGAUUUGCUCUCGGUGGAGGCUGUGAGCUGGCGAUGAUGUGUGACAUCAUCUACGCUGGAGAGAAGGCGCAGUUUGGCCAACCAGAGAUCCUGUUGGGGACCAUUCCUGGGGCGGGCGGUACCCAGCGGCUGACCCGUGCGGUGGGAAAAUCCCUGGCUAUGGAGAUGGUGCUUACCGGAGACCGAAUUAAUGCACAAAAUGCCAAACAAUCAGGUUUGGUGAGUAAAAUUUAUCCGGUGGAGGAUUUGGUGUCGGAAGCCGUUAAAUGCGGCGAGAAGAUUGCGGCCAACUCCAAACUGGUCUCCGCGAUGGCUAAAGAGGCUGUUAAUGCAGCUUAUGAACUGUCCUUGGCGGAGGGUAAUCGCUUGGAGAAGCGCUUAUUCCACGCUACUUUCGCUACAGAUGAUCGUAGAGAGGGCAUGACCGCAUUUGUUGAGAAGAGGAAGGCCAGUUUCCAGGAUAAUUAAAAGAGCGCCGACCAGGAGCUCGACCAAGAACGCAAAGUUCCCGUCAUCAGCGAGUCAUUUCCUCUUCUGCAAUAAGUUGAAUGAUGCAAAAGUCGUGAUUGUGCUGGAACAAACGAGAUGUUUGUAUCAAGAAUUGGCGCCGAGUGAUUUCAAUGAAGCUCGACCUGCUGAUUUCAAUCUGUAUGCGAGAACUCUGCCAUGUGUGGAAUUAGUUGUGAUGACUUGUACUGACUUUGCUUUUUCAUUUUCACUAACAAAUGUUUGUCUGCAUUAUGGAGGCAACUUAUUUCUCUGUAUAUUUUACAAAUAAAUCUCAAGUGAUUUUCAGUUGAGUAACUGAGGCAUGUACACACAUUAAAAGCUAUAUCUACAGCA